AUGAAGGACCGAACCGCCGACGCCCUAGAAGCCAUUCGUCGCUACCGGGGCAAGGGAUUGUCGAAAGACGACCCCGCUGUUCAGAGUGAAUACCAAUCGAUCCACGGCGCCCUUCUGAUUGAGCAGCAGUCCAAGACUUCCUUCAUGAAUGUUUUGGCCGGACGCGACCGCUCGGGGCAUUUGAGGCGUCUGCUUCUGGGUUGUGGUGGGCAAUUCAUGCAGCAAUUCGGUGGAAUCAACGCCCUCAACUACUACUUCACCAUCAUCCUGACCAAGAAUGUGGGGCUGAACGACCUGCUGGCCCGAAUCCUCACCGGAUGCAACGCCACAUCAUACAUGAUCUCUUCGGCAUGCUGCUUCUGGCUAAUUGACCGAUUCGGACGUCGCGUCCUGAUGAUCACAGGGUUGUCCCUUCAGAGUCUGGCCUAUAUCGUCGUUGCCAUUUCCAUUGGCCUGCUUCCCAAAGCUCCCUACGAGCUGGGUAUUGUUGCCGUCUCGUUCCUCUUCUUAUACUACGGGGCUUUCGGGUGUACCUGGGGCAUGGUGCCAUGGGUCUACCAGUCAGAGGUCAACUCAAUUGCCAUGAGAACCGUUGGUUCCGCGGCCGCAACCUCAUUCAACUGGCUCUUCGGAUUUGUCUGCACUCAGUUUACGCCCACUGGCAUUGAAAAUAUCGGCUACCGUUUCUACAUCAUCUUCGCUGUUUUCAACCUCGUUUUCAUCUUUGUUGUGUACUUCCUGUACCCUGAGACGGCCAAUCGUACCCUUGAAGACCUGGACGCCUACUUCGACAAGGACGCGGGCCACGGCAUCAUUAUUCCCAUUGGGGACAAGGUAACCAAGUCUGCGAAGCGACCUCAGGAGGCUAUCGACGCCGAAGCUUCUCGUAUCGCUAUGGCUGAGAACCGAGAUUCAAAGACGAAGCUCGCGGCAGAGGUCGAACACCAGGAGGAUGUGACCCGGGCUGUCUAG
Molecule: messenger RNA, 972 nt
Organism: Phaeoacremonium minimum UCRPA7
Lineage: Eukaryota; Fungi; Ascomycota; Sordariomycetes; Togniniales; Togniniaceae
Product: putative glycerol proton symporter of the plasma subject to glucose-induced inactivation protein
Exons: 4
Coding region: 1-972 (323 amino acids)
Biological process (GO): carbohydrate transport; transmembrane transport
Cellular component (GO): membrane
Molecular function (GO): carbohydrate:proton symporter activity
Source: RefSeq, a predicted model, not a curated record